AGAAGUAAAAAGAAGGAGAAGAAGAAGGAGAAGAAGAAGAAGAAGCAGCAGCAGCAGCACUAUGUAGAACCUUAGACUUUUUGUGUUUGCUAAUCAGCAGACUUCGGUCAUUAUUUUGUCCUUUAGUCCGGUUUAAGUUGUAACAUGAAGGCUAGACAAGUGCUGUGACCCAUACGCAGAUUUUAGAAGGACGACUAAACGCUGAUGCAGAAGGUGGAGCUGGAUCCUUAGCAGAAUGAAUAUCGGCUCUAAAAAUAAGAAGCGGGUUGUGCUGCCCAGCCGUCCUAACCCCCCCACUGUGGACCAGAUCCUGGAGGACAUCAGCCGAGCUGCUCCCAGCGAUCCAGUCUUCAGCAUCCUGGAGCAGACUGGACAAAGGUCAUCUCAGCCUUCAGACAGUGAUGUGGACUUGAGGUUCCAGCAGUGUCGUCGGUAUCUGGAGCUGAGUGAGCGGCUGCAGGAGGCUCGAGACCAACUGCUGCGACAGAGGGAGGAGCUGAGGGUGGCGGGGGAGCAGCUGGACAGAGAUGUGGCAGAGGUCAAAGGUCAACCACUCUGACUCUACACUACCUGGGGUACAUCCCAAGUCUCUUAGAUGAUUGUUUCUUGAUCCUUGCUUGACCUGGAACUUGUUCCGGUUGAGCGCAGAUCCAGGACAUCCCAAGACUCUUACGUCUGCUCUGAGGAGCACAGAGGCUGCUGGAGGAGCCGUGAGCCAGGAUACCUGAAUGCGUCCUUCAUGGAAGUCUUCUAUGGACCGACACACUCCUUUGUCAGAAAUCACUUGGUGAUUGGACGCUUCAGAGGAAGGGACGUCUGAUGUCUCUUGGAAUGAGUGUCCUGAGUCCUCUCUUCUUGUAUCUUUUCCUUACAUCUUGCGUAGGUGGGGCUAAAACACAAUGAAAAGACACAAGUGAGGGAAACGUGGAUGCAUAUAAAAGACUUGAGAUGUGCCCCUGCUGUCACAGACUGUCCUCUUCUUCUCUGUCUGGGAUUUUAAUUGUUUGGCUUUGGUCUGUUAUCAGUACACAAACUUGGCACGUUACUAUACGUCAUCAAUAUAACAUAUCACGUACCUAUUGCAAGUUGUUGAUAAAAAUGCCAACUAUUUAGUUAGCUUACAUAUCAAAGAAAAUACAAAUUACCAGAGUGUUUAGUGGUGAUUAUUUUUUCCAGUAGUAGAAGUACUCAGUUUACUU
Monopterus albus (swamp eel) is the source of this 1199-nucleotide messenger RNA. It is a transcript of the gene cunh19orf25, whose product is annotated as chromosome unknown C19orf25 homolog. The transcript has 3 exons. Bases 236 to 559 code for a protein of 107 amino acids. Lineage: Eukaryota; Metazoa; Chordata; Actinopteri; Synbranchiformes; Synbranchidae. The record is from RefSeq and is a predicted model, not a curated record.